AUGUCUACACCAGAACUCGUUGUCGCAAUUGACUUUGGUACUGACGUUGCGUUUUGCAAUAUCUCGACGGGCGAAGAAACGGUUCGCUGGCUUCAAAAAUGGCCUGGAAGAGCAAACGCGGUUGAAAAUAAAGUGCCGACUGUACUUGUGUAUCCGAAGAAUUCGUCUACACCAUCUUCCUGGGGGUUCUUGUCAGAAGUGCCUGCCGAGCAGAUGAGCCAGGAUAAGGAGUGUAAAGAGUGGUUCAAGACUUUUCUCGAUGAUGAGAGGCUCGCAAUUGCUCAAAGAGAUGGGCAUCAACUGAGAGUUUGUCCUUCCUCUAUGCAAGAGGUAGAACGACUCUACUGCGAUUUCUUUCAAUUUCUAUACAAAACCAUACAGGAAAAGCUUCAGGGUGAGUUGGCUAAUCGCUGGGAAGAUGCGAAAAUUGAGUUCAUCUUCAGCGUGCCUACCACUUGGAAACCUGUCCCUACUGUAGAAAGAUUUAAAAGUGUUGUGGAGCGUGCCGGUUUUGGGAUACACCCAAAUCAUAAAGCCAUAAUUGGGUUAACGGAAGCUGAAGCAGCGGCCAAUCGUGAUGUGCUGCUCGUUUGCGAUGUUGGAGGAGGGACAACGGAUCUGUGUGUUCUCCGUAUGCUAAAUCAAGAUGGCGGAGGCGCAAUAAAUCUCGAACAACUAGAUGUUGUGCAGGGUGCAACAAUUGGAUCAGUCCAACUUGACACUGCUUUUGAAAAAUUGGCACGGAACCGACUAAGACUUGCACAACUAUCUGGAAAGAUGGGACUGUUUCCAGGGCAAUUAGACGAUGUGGCAGGAGAGAUGGCGGAAAGCCAGGAAUACCAGAACGCCAAAUGCGAAUAUGGCUCAGAUCACCAAACGGAAUAUUUCACCGUAGCGGUGCCCAGAUUAGCUCGAGCGUAUAUCAAUGACCUUGAAGGUAUAAGACACGGAGAAAUGAAGUUUAGAAGAGAUGAUAUAAAAGCGUCCUUCGACGUUCAGGUACGACGACCCCAAUUUCAAUUAGCCCAGAAAUCACUCACAAUUUCAGAUCAACAAGCUGUUCGAAUUGAUCGAUAA
Molecule: messenger RNA, 1077 nt
Organism: Glarea lozoyensis ATCC 20868
Lineage: Eukaryota; Fungi; Ascomycota; Leotiomycetes; Helotiales; Helotiaceae
Product: Actin-like ATPase
Exons: 8
Coding region: 1-1077 (358 amino acids)
Source: RefSeq, a predicted model, not a curated record